This is a messenger RNA of Colletotrichum truncatum, 1281 nucleotides long. Its product is annotated as cellulose-growth-specific protein. Lineage: Eukaryota; Fungi; Ascomycota; Sordariomycetes; Glomerellales; Glomerellaceae. The record is from RefSeq and is a predicted model, not a curated record.
AUGAAGUACACUGUCGCCUCCCUUCUUGGAUCCGCAGCCCUGGUGGCUGCCCACGGCUACGUCGAGAAUGCCACGAUCGGCGGAGAAGCCUACACCUUCUACCAGCCCUACCAAGACCCCUACAUGAACCCCGCCCCCGACCGUGUCUCCCGUGCCAUCCAGGGCAACGGCCCCGUCGAGGACAUCACCAGCAUCGACCUCCAGUGCGGUGGCUACUCCGCCGGUGGCGUUGAGGGCUCCAAGCCCGCCAAGCUCGAGGCCAAGGUUGCCGCUGGCUCCGAGGUCACCCUCAACUGGACCCUCUGGCCCGACUCCCACGUCGGCCCCGUCAUCACCUACAUGGCCAAGUGCCCCGACGCCGGCUGCACCGACUGGCUCCCCGGCACCGAGGCCGUCUGGUUCAAGGUCCAGGAGGGUGGCCGCGAGGGCACCACCAACAACUGGGCUGCCACCCCUCUCAUGAAGGCUGGCAACUCUGGUGUCAAGUAUACCAUCCCCGAGUGCAUCUCCCCCGGACACUACCUCGUCCGCCACGAGAUCAUCGCUCUCCACGCCGCCUACUCCUACCCCGGCGCCCAGUUCUACCCCGGCUGCCAUCAGCUUGAGGUUACCGGCUCCGGCAGCACCACCCCCUCCAACCUGGUCGCCUUCCCUGGUGCCUACACCAAGGACGACGCCGGCAUCGUCUUCGACGCCUACAAGGCCCAGGAGUACAAGAUCCCCGGCCCUGCCCUGUUCUCUUGCUCCGGCUCCAACUCUGGCUCCGGCUCCGGCUCUGCCCCCGCUUCCUCUGCCGCCCCCGUUGCCACCUCCGCCGCCGCUACCUCCGCCCCUGCUGCCACCUCCGCUGCCGCUGCCCCCAGCGCUACCCCCGUUGAGGCUGAGGACGACGAGGACGACUGCCCUGCCGAGUCCGCCACCCCCACCUCCGCUGCUGCCGUUACCCAGGCUGCCGUCACCCCUACCCAGGCCGCUGAGUACGAUGAUGAGGAUGACUGCCCCGCUGAGUCUGAGGCUCCCGUCGCCACCCCUACUCCCACCCAGCCCGUUGACGAGGACGACGAGGACGACUGCCCCGCUGAGUCUGAGGCUCCCGUUGCUACCCCCACCCAGGCCGCCGAGGAGGAGGAUGAGGAUGACUGCCCUGCCGAGUCUGAGGCUCCCGUCGCCACCCCCACCCCUACCCAGGCUGCUGACGAGGAGGACGACGAGGACUGCCCCGCCGAGACCCCCUCUGCUGUCGCUAAGCGCCAGUCUUUCCACGAGCGCCGCUCCGCAUAA